AUGUACCUCAACAAGAUCCCUAGUGAUCCUCUUGUACUCCCUUGGAAUAAUUCGAAUGUGUUAACUGCGAAAUUAAAAUACCGAUUUGAUGAUAACACAAGAAAUGGAGAGUUGAUCGAAUCAAAUACGAACAUACUAAUGUUUUAUGACGCCGACAAGAAAUCUGUCUUGUACGAGAACUUCGACUGCACAGUCAAAGAUCAUUGGAAUAUUAUCGAACAUGACUUUUACAAUUCCCUCUACACAACCGUGGAAUUCAAAUAUACUCCAAGGGAGUACAAGAGGAUCAUUAGAAAUCUUGUUGAAGGUAUUGUUGAGCUGCAUAAUAAAAAUAAAAAUUGUCUUUCCUUAAAUUCAGUGAAAAACCUAGUUAUAAAGAACGGAAUUGUCAACUUCUACAAAUUUAAGUUUCGACCCGUCACGAAAAAUGGGAGAAGGGAUUUGAAAAAUCUUGAAAAUGUUAUAAGAAAAGAUAUAUAUCAUGGAUAUGAUUGUCCUCGAAUUCUUAACAGCUUUUUAGACACGUUGAAGAAAGUGAACAGGUUACUCUAUUUGUCAUUCCGGAAUAAAAUAAAAUUUGUACCUUGGGCUUUUUAUGCUAUUAAGAUUUGA
Messenger RNA from Striga asiatica, 612 nucleotides. The record is from the annotation of a GenBank genome assembly. Lineage: Eukaryota; Viridiplantae; Streptophyta; Magnoliopsida; Lamiales; Orobanchaceae.